Molecule: messenger RNA, 333 nt
Organism: Porites lobata
Lineage: Eukaryota; Metazoa; Cnidaria; Anthozoa; Scleractinia; Poritidae
Source: the annotation of a GenBank genome assembly
AUGGCAAAAGGUGGUCAGUCUGACCGAAUGAAAUCACUGAAAAAAAGCAAUGAUAGUCUGAAGAAGCAAUUAGAGAAUGCACGAAAGGAUAUCAAGAGAUUAGAAGAGAGAGUUGAGGUCCAAGAACAUGCAUCGAAGGAACAUAAUGCGGACCUUCCCGCGAGGUGCAAUUAGAGACCGAAAGAAGCUUAAGUUGGCUCCAUGAGAGCGAAAGCGACAUUCAAAGCGAACUUAGAGCAAUCCGUAAACGGCUUGAUGAUAUUGAAGAAGGUCUCGGAGAACUGGAAGGAGCUGUUGAAGAGUUUCAGGAUUAUAGUUACUCUUUCAAUAUAA